Molecule: messenger RNA, 1196 nt
Organism: Hevea brasiliensis (rubber tree)
Lineage: Eukaryota; Viridiplantae; Streptophyta; Magnoliopsida; Malpighiales; Euphorbiaceae
Product: GDSL esterase/lipase WDL1
Exons: 6
Coding region: 198-968 (256 amino acids)
Source: RefSeq, a predicted model, not a curated record
AUAACCACUUGGAUGUUGGGGAAGGUUUUAUUAGGUAAGUCCGCUAGUGGAUGCUCGUGCUCAUGCUUUCACUUUCACUUUCACUCUCCUCUACAUUACCAUUCCCAAAAUCAAAAGCAGCAGAACAGAGCAGAGCGGCGGCUAUCUGCCUCGCUGUAUCUAUUCUCCACUGAUUUCUAUCGCUCUCUAUCCAAAAUAUGGUUGGACCACCGAGGCCUCAAUUUGUGCUGUUUGGAUCGUCAAUAGUUCAGUUCAGCUACAGCAACCAUGGAUGGGGCGCUAUUCUCACCGACUUGUACGCUCGCAAGGCAGAUAUAUUGUUGCGAGGAUACUCAGGUUGGAAUUCAAGACGAGCUCUGCAGGUUUUGGAUCAAGUUUUUCCAAAGGAUGCUGCUGUACAACCUUCACUGGUGAUAGUCUAUUUUGGAGGUAAUGACUCGAUCCACCCUCAUCCAACUGGCCUUGGCCCUCACGUACCGCUUCCUGAAUAUAUCGAUAACAUGAGGAAGAUCGCUAUACAUCUCCAGAGCCUUUCAGAGAAGACUCGAGUUAUCUUUCUGAGUGCUCCUCCUGUGAAUGAGGAGCAAAUUGGCAAAACCCUGAGUGAUAAAUUCAAUAUGGUUCGAACAAAUGAAAGCUGCAGAAUAUAUUCAGAAGCUUGUCUAGAGCUGUGCCAUAGUAUGAACGUGAGGGCAAUUGAUCUUUGGACUGCAAUGCAGCAAAUAGAUGAUUGGAUGAACGUUUGCUUUACGGAUGGAAUCCAUUUUUCUGCCGAGGGUAGCAAGAUUGUUGUAAAGGAGAUCGUGAAGGUUAUUGAAGAGGCUAACUGGGAACCAAGUCUACAUUGGAAAGCAAUGCCUACUGAAUUCGCAGAGGACUCACCUUAUGAUCCAGUUAAUCAGGAUGGGGCCACUGUGAACGUCUCAGAAUCAGACUUCCACAGAACCAUAGAAUGGGAUGAACCCUAGUAACCACUCGUUUCUUUAUUCAGGCAUAUGAACUGCAGAGCCCUUAUCGUCAAGUCCUGCUCUUUAAUCAUUGGAAUCAAAGCUUAUUUGGAAUAAUACUACAAAUAUACAUUUAUAAUUUUACAAAGCAGGAGAGAAUGGCAAGGCGCAUAAUCCUCUAGUCAAUAUUGUCAAAAACUUGCAUUGUUGCAAACAUUGCAGGGAAAUAAUAUCUUUUUGGACAAACUA